Megalops cyprinoides (Indo-Pacific tarpon) is the source of this 1967-nucleotide messenger RNA. Its product is annotated as ELMO domain-containing protein 1-like. The record is from RefSeq and is a predicted model, not a curated record. The coding region runs from base 508 to 1491 and encodes 327 amino acids. Gene Ontology annotation, molecular function: GTPase activator activity. NCBI's taxonomy places the organism in Eukaryota, Metazoa, Chordata, Actinopteri, Elopiformes, Megalopidae. The transcript has 11 exons.
UAGCUAAAGGUCGAUACAAAGGUGUAUUUACAUGACUUUAGUCUACGUACAUGUUAAAAUGUCCAUUCUUAAAUAGUUUUUUGCCUUAGGAAAGGUGUGUUUUAAAAUGCUUAGAUGAAUUUGGUAGUUUACUGUGUGCAUGGACAAUCUCCUUCCCGUUCGCAUCGUCACACUUCCGAGGCUACUUGAAGCAUGCCACCUACGAGCUCUUAGUAUGUAGGCCAUUGUGAAAUUUUCUAGCUAUAAGAAACAUAUUUUUCGAGGGAGCGAACCGCGAGGAAAGGCACGAAGUGUCCCCUCGUGUGGGACUGCUGCUUGGCGGUGUCUGGGUGUACUGCAGCUGUGCAUUGCUAUGCGGUGGGUGGCAUUCAGUGACAUGUUCAUCAUGGAGGAAUAACAGGUACCUGCCGUUGAAGAAACAGCACCAACGCAUCCGGAAUUCAGCUCUGGACACAAAUCCACUGUUUUAGAUUUUAAAGAAGAAAGUAAGAGUAAGAAAAAAACAACAUGAAGCAUUUUCUAAGGGUGCUGACCCAGUUCUUCCUGUUCCUUUACUGCAAGUUUCUGUGGCGGACCCUCAAGUUUGUGACCCGAAAGGUCACAGGGCGAUGCGAGCUUCAGCGCAUCUGCUACAGCAACAAACCAGGAGCCCGCAGGACCCUCAAGAUAGAGUCCUCGCUCAAGUUCUCCAAGAGUGAGCUCCUGCAGUCUGCAGUGAGCUCCCAUCCAGAUGCUGUUGAAAAGGUCAUCGAUGACAUCAUGACUCUGAAGAAGAUCAACCCUGAUGCAAACCCACAGCUGGGUAUCUCUCUACAGGGUAGUCUUCUUCAAAUUGUGGGCUACAGGAAUCUGGUGGUGGAUGUGGAAAAACUGCGCAGAGAGCCGUAUGACUGUGAGAACACUGAGCAUGAGGACAUGCUGCUUAAGCUGUGGAAGACUCUGCGUCCAGAUGCUCCUCUGACUGGGCGCAUAUCUAAGCAGUGGUGUGAAAUUGGUUUCCAAGGCAGCGACCCAAAGACCGACUUCAGGGGCAUGGGCCUACUGGGCCUGCACAACCUGUUAUACUUCGCGGAACACGACAAGGCCACAGCCCUGCAGGUGCUUCAUGACUCCCUUCAACCGAAGCACAGCAAAAUGAGCAAAGCCGACUGGGAGAAGAAGACAUUUGACAAAGCAAUAGGGUACUCCUUUGCCAUCGUUGGCAUCAACAUUACAGACCUGGCGUACUCGCUGCUGGUGAGCGGGGCCUUGAAGACCCAUCUGUACAACGUUGCACCAGAGAUGCCCAGUCUGGUACACUUCCAGCAGACCUUCUGUUACCUAAUGCAGGAGUUCCACAAGUUCUGGAUUGAGCAGGAUCCCUGUGACAUCAUGGAAUUCAACCGCAUCCGAGACAAGUUCCACAAGAGGGUCCUGAAGCAGCUGAAGAAUCACAACAUGGCUCUCUGCCCCCACUUUGCUGCUUCGGAUCUUCACCUGGUCAACCUGUAGUCACCUCAGCCUCAGACCCCAGACCCCAGACCCCAAACCCCCGGCCUCCUCUGUCCUGCCAGCUGCGUCACAUCACUGCCACCUGCUCAGCCCCACCCUAACCCGUUCUCUUCAACAGCCCAACACCCUCUCCCCCUGCACAACGCCACCAGCACUACUGAAGACCAUGGCGAUUGUACACAUACAGGACAAAAUUGCAAGCAUGACUCCACUGUGUCAGUAGCAUGGCACAUCACUAGAAUCAAUCACACAGCACACAGCCCUGCUCUCAUGCUUGUACAUACUUGGCCAAAUCAAGCAGUUCGUUGUUCUGCAAGAUGUUAACCUUUGAGUGCUGAUGCUAUUCAACUUAACAAAUUUAUCGGUAAACACAAUCUCUCUAUCUAUCUAUCUGUUUAUAUUGAGAGGGGAAGAGAAAAUGAGAGAAGCUAAAAAGAAUCCAUUUUGAUAACAGGAACUUGUGGAUGUUACAUUGU